This is a messenger RNA of Nilaparvata lugens (brown planthopper), 6126 nucleotides long. RefSeq lists its product as uncharacterized. Gene Ontology annotation, cellular component: plasma membrane. Lineage: Eukaryota; Metazoa; Arthropoda; Insecta; Hemiptera; Delphacidae. The record is from RefSeq and is a predicted model, not a curated record. Gene Ontology annotation, molecular function: mechanosensitive monoatomic ion channel activity.
UAGAAAUAUCUGGUUAUGUCUCAUUCAAAUCAAGAGGAAAUAAUUCCUAUGAUUGAUAGCACACCUGGUUCGUCACCUAAGAAGAAAAACUUGCCAAUACUCCGAGUUGAUCUAACCAAGUCUCCAAGAGCGACAGGGUCUACAAGAACAUCUGUUGACUAUCUCUACUCUCAGGUUUCUCCAAAUUCUCCACUGCUCUCAGCAGAUAGGCUUUCUGUCAAGUUUGCCCCAGAGGUAUUUGAUUUCCAAGAUAUAGAGAUGGAAAAGGUGCGCUUCAAUAAAGAAAAUGCUGUAACAGAUGGAGAGGACAACGAAGAAGGAGGAGAUGAAGCAGCAGUCGGUGAUGAAGAGGAAGAAGAAGAGGAAGAGGAGGAAGAUGAAGAUUACUCGGCGAGUGUGAGUGCCAUUCUGAUGCGACGAGCUUCGAGCAGACGACAAACCAAGAGAAGGAGACCCUCCUCUGCGUUCUCACCUGACGAGCUUGGUCUUCCAAGGAGAAGAUCUUCUGUUGUUACAACCACUUCUGCCGAAACUGCAAUUUCGAUAGAGGAAGGAGUGACUGAGGAGCAUAUCUUCCAGAAUAUUCGGCUCCAUAAGGAGGUGCUGAGCAGUGUCAAGCAACAACCUUGGCCGAUGAGGAAGAAAAUAAAACUGGUGAAACAGGCAAAAAAGUAUGUUAAAAGACAUGAAGGGGAACUACAAGAGCGGUUGGCACAAAGCAAAACCACCAAAGACAUGCUGGCAUGUUGUGAUAUUAUUUUUGUCAAGGAAUGGCAGUUUGUGAAACGUGAACUGGCAAAUCUGAUGAAUGUGAUGGUGCCCUGGGAACUGCGAAUCAAAGAAAUAGAGAGCCAUUUUGGCUCAGUAGUGGCUUCCUACUUCACGUUUCUCCGCUGGCUGUUCUGGGUCAACUUGAUGAUCAGUCUUAUACUUCUCACUUUUGUUGCCAUACCAGAGAUACUUUUCGCCGACUACAAGGAUGCAGGAGAACGCAAGAAGCUAUUGCCUGAAGAAGCAGCAAUUUCCAAAAGGCUCAUAACUUAUUGGGAGUUUGAAGGAAUGCUGAAAUAUUCUCCACUAUUCUAUGGAUAUUAUAAUAGUCAAGAGAGUUCGAAAAGAGGAUAUGGAUAUAAAGGACCUCUCGCUUAUUUUAUAACUGGGAUUGCAGUCUACAUUUACAGCUUUGUAGCUACUCUAAAAAGGAUGGCACAGAACUCAAGACAGAGUAAACUGUCUGAGAAGGAUGACGAGUGUGUAUUCACAUGGAAGCUCUUCACAGGAUGGGAUUAUAUGAUUGGAAACUCUGAAACCGCUCACAACCGCACCGCGUCCAUAAUACUUGGCUUCAAAGAAGCUCUGCUUGAGGAAGCUGAGAAGAAGAGAGAUGAGAGGAGGUUGAAGCCCAUUCCUUCUGGAAAAUGCUGGCGUUGCGCGCCCUCAUCAACCUCUGCGUUCUGGGUGUUCGCGUUCUCAGUUUUUGCAGUCGUCAGCGUUGUGAAGAGAUCUGCAAGUCCACAGAACGAGAAGAGACGUGGUUGGUGGAAACAGAACGAAGUCACCAUAAUUGUCUCACUAAUCACAAAUGUUUUCCCAUUCCUGUUCGAGAUCCUUGGGUCUAUGGAGCGGUAUCAUCCUAGAAAGAGACUGCGGAUGCAAUUAGGAAGGAUAAUGGUGCUGAAUCUCCUGAAUUUGUACACCUUUAUUUUUGCAUCAUUUUCGAAAAUAAAUGACAAGACAGUACAGCUACAAAAAAUCAAAGAAUCAUUGAUGAACAUAACAAUGGCAGCUUCUAUGAAGAUGAAAUCAGUCUCUCCAACUGUCUCAGCUUUGGCCAACACAAUUAUUGACGAUUCACGAGCAACGAGCAGUAGACAAAUGAAUUGCUCCAGAGUGAUGAGGUGCUCAACUAUGACCUCUCAGAGUACCACCUCUGACAUGAGCAGUACUUCAAUCUCUUCUCUGGCCACUCUACUACUGUUAACCUCUACGACAAUCUCUCCGCCAUUAAAUAUUAUGGACAAUAAUUCCACGUUAGUGAUGCCUGACAAUGUGAACAGAACUUUUGAAACUUCCCCUCAAUUCAUGCCCGACAAUGUGAACAAAACUUUUGAAACUUCACCUCAAUUCAUGCCCGACAAUGUGAACAGAACUUUUGAAACUUCCCCUCAAUUCAUGCCUGACAAUGUGAACAGAACUUUUGAAACUUCUCUUCAAUCCAUGCCUGACAAUGUGAACAAAACUUUUGAAACUUCCCCUCAAUUCAUGCCCGACAAUGUGAACAAAAUUUUCGACACUUCCCCUCAAUUUAUUCCUGGUAUCUUGGAUAACACAAAUGAGAAAAGCGAUAAAUCAAACGAAUUGGAAGAUAAUGACAACGAAAUCUGGAAAAAUCAGUUUCCAAAUCUCUUCAAGUCCUCCUCUCAAGAAAAUUCAAAACCUGUCCUGGGAAAACAGUUUCCCACAUCAGUUGAAACUCCUCCCAAACUAAAUUCCACUAACUCAAAUCCUCAUGUUUAUAACGAAUCGAAUCCUAGAGAUACAUUUGAUUCAAACUGGCCUAUCGAUACAAUAAAAUUUGUCGUAAAUACACAAUACAAUGUAACAGAUUUGGAUGAGAACAAUGAAACGAUACCGUUCGAAUUUGAUAUAAGGUCUGAAAUAGAUUAUGAAGUUGACAAAAAUAUCACUAUUUAUACAGAUAACGAGACGUAUGUGGAUUAUGAUAAUAUGAUGAAUGGUACUUCAACGACGUCCAGCUAUGAUGACCUUGAAAAUGCAACUGAUGAGUCGACGUCCACUUCUGAUGACGGAUGUUACUAUGAGACAGUUUGCUCGGAAUGGUCUCCCGAUGCUUCGUUUUCUUCAACGACUAAACUACCAGUUGAUGCUACCACUGAGAAUGUCGAUCAGAAAUCUGUGGGCACUCACCUCCCCCACAAACCAACAGAUCUACCAGCUAAUAUUGACCUAUCAUUGGAAACGCAUAGACUGAACAUGACUAUGCGCCGUACCCUGAGAAACCUUUGCUGGGAAACGGUCUUUGGCCAGGAAUUAGUGAAGCUUACAGUCAUGGACCUGUUGCUAACUAUCAUCUCAACCCUGAUGGUGGACUUCAUAAGAGCGUUAUUCGUGCGGGUGAUGAACAACUGCUGGUGUUGGGAUUUGGAGAAGAAAUUCCCUCAAUACGGCGACUUCAAAAUAGCAGAAAACAUUCUGCAUCUAGUCAACAACCAGGGGAUGGUAUGGAUGGGGAUGUUCUUUUCCCCAGGACUACCCCUGAUCAACCUCAUAAAACUGGCGAUCAUGAUGUACCUAAGAUCCUGGGCGGUGUUGACUUGUAACGUGCCUCAUGAAGUGGUGUUCAGAGCGUCUAGGUCCAACAACUUCUACCUGGCACUUCUGCUGACGAUGCUGUUUCUCUGUGUUCUGCCUGUGAGCUAUGCCAUUGUGUGGGUGGACCCUUCCUGGCACUGUGGACCUUUCUCCAACUAUCCGAAGAUCUAUUACCUGUUCACGAACAGCACCAAGAAAGCGUUGCCCAAGGAGCUUCAUCAUACGCUGGACUACAUCGCGUCGCCUGGCAUUGUUAUUCCACUACUCAUGCUGCUCAUACUGGUCAUCUACUAUCUGAUAUCGCUCACAAAUUCUCUCAGAGAGGCGAAUAAUGAUCUCAAGGUCCAGUUGCGCCGAGAACGAACCGAGGAGCGACGCAAAGUUUUCCAGAUGGUCGACAGGAAACACAGAGGUGACUUCUCCGGAGAUCUCAUCGACAACACUCCUUUCCUCAAGUGGCAGAAAACGUUGACAAUCCUUCCCAACAAGACAUCAACCGACACUCCAUCAGACACUGCGCCUAUAAUAAGCAUUGCGCAUGCGCAAAAUUCAAACGGUGACCUCAAAUCGGACGCAAAAAGUAAGCCACGUCAAUCUGGAAACACAAAAUGUGACAUUGAGAAGAGUGGGUUGCUUACAAAGCCCAUCGUCGACCAUAAAGCAUCUGUCGUCAGCAAAAACCCACAAGUAGCUGCGUCACAGAGAGCCAACUGUCAGCAGACACCUUCCAAGCUGUUGAAGAAAAAUGUCCUCUCCAAAGCAUCUAGUACAGGAAAUAUGAAAAAUACUCAUUUAUCGGCGUCAUCUUCAUCUAGCGGCAUAUCAAUUCCCAACUCACCGUUCUCACCUUGUAAAAAGAUUGCAACAAAACCGACGAACACAGUUCCAGAAUCUCACAUCAGUACAAAAACUCCACAACCCAGCAAAUGCAAUUGUGAAACGUCUUCUUCUCAAGUAGCAAAGCUCAAGGAUGAAUUACAGACUAAGGACGGAGAAAUCAGCCUUCUGAGAAGUAAUUUGGAAGAAGUAAGGCUAAAAUCUUGCAAAGGAAAAGAUGAGUUGGGGUCCCUGGUUGAGAAGACACGCUUGCUGGAGAAAACAAUUUCCGAUCAAAACACUGUCAUCAAUUUCAUGUCUGGCGAACUCCAAUCAAAGAGUCAGACGUGUGAACGACUAAAAUCGUCGUUAAAGCAACGCAGCGGCCACACGCCAACCACAUCAUCUUCUAAUAAUAAGUUAUCUUCUGCUAACAAGUCAACAUUCACUGAUUGCGGCGUCAGUUCGUCGACUCAGCGAACAGAAAUGUACUUUUCGCCGGCCAUGUUGACUCAGUUGGCCAAUCACGAUGGAAGGCUGCUAUUCGACAUUUGCUCCGCCCACAUCACCCAAUCUGAUCGGCCUAUUCAUUUCCUACAGAAUUUAGACGGCACAUGUCAAGAAAUACAAGAUGACCGUUGGUUUAUUUCGAUCCUUUUCGAGUUUCAAAAACAUCAAUCAUUCGCAACGGAUUUGGUUGCUAACUGUCUAGAUAAGCUUAUAAAUAUAUGCAGAAGCUCGAUAGAAGGAAUUGGCAGAAACAGAGACACAACUGUGAAUCAGUCUCAAAGGAUGAAAGAACUGUACAAUAAGCAUCACGAAAUUGCUCCGCUUUCAAAAAACUACGAACUGUUAAGUCCUACGUGCUGGUAUUCGGAAGAAUCAGCAGUUAAAGAGAGGCGACUGCUUCAUCUAAUCUCGAAAAUAAUCGAUAUUGAGCCACAGUUGGCUCAAGUAGUAGUCCCAAAAAAUUUUAGAUCUGUAAAUAAAUGUAAUUUCAAGUUACCAAGGUCAUCAAAUACUGAAAAGUCGUUGCUCCAUGUACUCAGAAAUACCUUGAAGCUCAUCAAAGACGAGUGCAUCUCUCUCAACCUAAAUGGAUUUCUUGCGAGUUCAGCGUCAUUGUUAAUUUCUAUUAUGAAGAGUAGAAUCGAGAUCAAUGAAGAAGGACAAAAGUUGAUGAACGAAAUCUUCCGACUGAUAUUGCUCAGUUGUCCUGGGCCCACCGCUAUGCUAUUUGCCUGUAAGUUUCUGCCAGCCGUGGAUGACAAAUACACUUUCAUCAACAGUGAUUUAUGCAGGAAUAUCCCAGCCAAAGAGCAUUACGAAUCAGAACGCAGUAACACAUUUGAUGAAGAAACGUGCACAAUCACUGUGAUCUGCUACCUCGUGCAGGCGAUGAAGAACGAUCGGCAGAUUUCCAGGAUAACAGAUGUGCUGGUGAGAUGGCUGAGGAUAUUGCAGAUGAAAUGGGACAAGAGCAGUUACCCGCCCUGGAUGAACUGGGGUUCGCUCGCUCAGCUGCCAGCCAAUCACAAGCUGCUCUGCGACUGUCGAUGUCAACUCAACAAACUCGUCCUUAAACUCCUGUCUGACGCGGCGAAUCUGUUCAGUAACGAAAGCUACAAAAUGGAGUUGAAAGAUAAGAGAAGUCUGGAAAUGUUGCUGGAUCGUGGCAUUGUGCUGAUCUUUGCAGCGGCCAUUGGAGAAGACCGGAGUCUGAGCAUUGAGCCCGGUGAGAUAGAGGCCAACUACGAACUGUUCGUUCGCACCCUCUCUGUCUGCUCCAACCUCAACGUCAGCGCAAUUCAGCUCAAGAAGUUGAAACACCUUGAACUACAAGAAAUGAAGAACGCUAAUGAAUCUAACGAAGACCUGUGUACCGAGCUCACUAGAAAAAUGUGUAGAUUCUGAAAAAUUGACUAUUUCAAAAUUUGCAUUUUAGGCUAAAUCAUUCAAAUUUAUUUCAAUACUUAC